This is a messenger RNA of Aphis gossypii (cotton aphid), 1389 nucleotides long. It is a transcript of the gene Poxn, whose product is annotated as paired box pox-neuro protein. Gene Ontology annotation, molecular function: DNA-binding transcription factor activity, RNA polymerase II-specific; RNA polymerase II cis-regulatory region sequence-specific DNA binding. Gene Ontology annotation, biological process: regulation of transcription by RNA polymerase II; anatomical structure development. The coding region runs from base 475 to 1140 and encodes 221 amino acids. NCBI's taxonomy places the organism in Eukaryota, Metazoa, Arthropoda, Insecta, Hemiptera, Aphididae. The transcript has 6 exons. The record is from RefSeq and is a predicted model, not a curated record.
UCGAGAUCUGAAAAAGGGAAUUGAGAAGGCAAUAAAUGCAAUAAACCAGGAAUUUCCAUUUAAAGGGCGCCAGAAAUUGUUCGGUGGUCGUCAAGGUGACGCGUGCCAAGUGUUUAGACACGGAUUGGCCGCUCGUGUACCCCUCUUUUGGUAGGCGGGUUCUGGGUUGGCGCUACCGUAUCCGUGUAACCAUCGAAAGCGUAGUGAAUGUUCAGGCAGCUGUUAUUCUUUACGGUUCAUGAUCAGUCGCUGCUACGCAUAGAUUAAACUAGUAUUGCAGUUCCCGAACAUCCUAUCUCAUCUCAUAUUUUCAUAAGACCUACAUAAUCAAGUGAGUUAUUGGAAUACUACAGAUGAAAUCAUUUUAGAAUAAAACAUUCAGCACGAGUCACGUCAACAAUAAUUAAAAAAAGGCGUGCUUAAAUAUAAUAUCAUAUUGGUACAUUUCCAGUACAUCGUUACCUAAAGAACAUUAUGCCACAUACUGGUCAAGCUGGCGUUAACCAAUUAGGUGGGGUAUUUGUCAACGGACGCCCAUUGCCCGACUACGUUAGAAGGCGUAUAGUACAGCUAGCUCUGUUGGGUGUCCGCCCAUGUGAUAUAUCUCGACAACUUCUGGUUUCACAUGGAUGCGUGUCAAAAAUCCUAACUAGGUUUUAUGAAACUGGCUCAAUACGGCCAGGCUCCAUAGGUGGUGCUGGAUUGCAAAAAAAUAAGACGACACAAGGACAUUUUUCAAAGAAAAGUACCAGAUGCAAACCAGAUGUAUCAAACAGAAUGGCCGGAUCUCUAACUACACCUUCUCCGAUACGUAACAUCCCUUGGAUGCAUCCUUUAGACUUGUACUACGAACGAAUCCAUCAGCACAUUCAUGAAAAUGGAUCCGCUAGCGUCGCAGUCGAACCGUCCAACGGCCAACCAGCACCACCAGGUCCGAAGAAGCCACAUACGCCAUACACCAUCGAAGAGAUAUUAAAACCCACGGCCCCACGGCCGCGGCCACCAUCGCCGUGUGGCCUGCUCGUGGAUGGCGUGUGCACGUGCGGCCUCGCUGCAAGCAACGCCGUUGUGUCAGCGGCGUAUUACGUCGACGUGCAACAGCAGCAGCAAUUUCUAUGCAGUCAGCAACAUCGUUAUUGAAACAGUGUGUACCUACCUACCUAUUUUGUUUAUUUUUUUUUUUUUACUAUUUAUUAAUGUAAUUCUUAUAUUAUUAUAUAAUGUGUCCAUUGGCCAUGACGAAAUCGAAAAAAAAAAGAAAAAAUCUUUUUAAAUAAUUUUUAAGUUAUAAUAUACAUAAUUGUUAUUGAACCAGUGUUGUACCUAUUUAUAGAUACUAUAUUAUAUACUUGUGUGUAGCGUGUUUGUAAAUAAUAUAUUAAUUCAUUU